Molecule: messenger RNA, 1979 nt
Organism: Micropterus salmoides (largemouth bass)
Lineage: Eukaryota; Metazoa; Chordata; Actinopteri; Centrarchiformes; Centrarchidae
Product: protein shisa-like-2A
Exons: 3
Coding region: 103-606 (167 amino acids)
Source: RefSeq, a predicted model, not a curated record
CUGGUCUAAUAGCAGAGCGCACACUCACACUGAGGAUGCAGGAAUCUCCUUCACUUUAGUCAACGGAUUAGUAACCUAUUGUUUUUUUCUUUCUGCUGCAGCAUGAGCGCUCAGUGUAGCGCUUACUACAGCGCUGACGGUGUGUUUGUGGACGGAUUCUCCUGCCCCAGACCGGGAAACGCUGUUUCUGCUGUCUACUGCUGCGGAUUUAAUGAUGUUAAAUAUUGCUGUGAUGAUCCCAACAGUUUUUUCCCGUAUGAAUACGGAUAUAUGUGGUGGUUGAGUAUUGGUGCUCUAGUUGGUCUGUCCAUUGCAGCAGUGGUCCUCCUUGCCUUCCUCAUCACCGUAUGUGUCCUCUGCUACCUCUUCAUCGCCACCAAACCCAGUCGUCUUGACAACGGCCUACCCCUUAAUGCACCAUUAGGAGAUCCAAGGGAGGGAACCAGUCGUGCGAGAGCAAUCUGUCCUUCAGGUCCACAGGGAUUCAGAAAACACUUCAUGAGCAGGAAGCUGGACUGUGAUAACCAGCCGCCAGACCCUGAGCUCUUGUUCCAGAGGUGUUUCACAGCUAAUGUCACCGGCGUAAAAGUGGAAAAUCCCUCGUAGGCCACUGAGAGACUUCUUAUUUACAAGUGGGACCAGCAGUCCAGGCCAAGAGAAACAGUGGAUCUGAAGGCAGACUGCUCUGCCAAGGGGCCGCUGUGACACUGGGAGGAACAGCAGCUGACAUAAUGUGAUGUGCACAGGAGUCGUGGUAGUUGAGUGGAUAAAAUAAUAAGUAGUGCAAAGUUAAAAAAUAUGUACAUUUAUUUGCCAGAAGAGCUGGAAAGAGAGACGGGAAAUGUGGGAGGGGAGGACAUACAGCAAAGGGCCGCGGGCUGGAAUCAAACCCAGGCCACUGUGGUAAGGAUUUGCACAUGGUGCACGUGCUCUGCCAGGUGAGUUAACUGGCAUCCCAAGCAGUGCUAAAUCUAACAAGCACACAAGUAAAGCUCUGAAAAGCCUUUGUGAAACUCCUCAUGAGUUUCAGCACCAUGCAGCAGUAAUUGAGAGCAUACAAAUGGAAAUUGAUUAACCAACAUCUGUUUGGAAGAGAAUGUUUAUAAUUGGUCCCAAGAAAGACUAAUUAAGGAAUGUGCAAUCAUUAAGGGCAACUAGGGAUGUAGGCUGAGUUUCGGGGCCAACUUUACAUUCAGGGUGUAUAUUUUGAUGCUGAAGAUAUGGCUUGUAGCAGAAAAAAGAGCUUGACAUACCAAGUCAACCGCUGAGUCUUGAUGGCAAGGCUGUAAUUUUAUACUCAGGGAUUUGUGGGGAGGCUGUCCUCACCAGAAAAAAUGACAGUGUUAUUUGUUCAAAUGCUUACAAUGGCCUAUGUUAUGUUUUAAUAAGUCAAGUCAAUUUUAUUUACAUUGUCCAAUAUCAUAAAUCACAAAUUUCCCUCAAGGGACUUUACAAUCUGUACAGCAUAUGACACACAGAGACGUCUUGUAAGAUCUGAUUUCCACCUUCAAACAAGCAAGGCAUGAUGCGGUUAUGUGGUAUGCUCCUUAAUCUUUCAGCUAUCUGGGUGCCUUCUGUCAUUUCCCAUAUAUAUUGAUAGUUAUUUAAAUCACUACAGGCAAAUGUUUGUCUUUAUUUGAAUCAUACCACAAACAAAAACUAGCACAAACUUCUUUAUUGUAAAGCAAAACUUGAAAAGUGCUGCUGUUGAAAAUGCUUGACAAACUUAAAAGAUUGGUUGGCGUGGUAGCAUCGCCUUUCCUUCAAGCUGCUCCAUGCUUUGUAGCCAGUUUUCAGUAAAUGGUGGAUACGUUCUUUUGGGCAUCACAACCCCUGUGAAAUGAUUUGUCUGCUCCAAUUAUGGUGGAAAUGUUUUUAUUUAUAUAAAGAGAAACAAGAAAUUCACCUGCCAGAUGACAAUUCAAGAUAUAAUACAGUUAUCAGCAGUUUGUUUUUUUAGCUUACUUUUUUUGGACAUU